CAUUUAUAAUAUAACCUGUAUGGGUCUGUGUAACUAUCAGGUUUGCAGUAAUCUUAUUUUCAGCUACAAAUCUUAUUCACUGCAGAAUGUAAUCUAAAUGUCAUGUGAGCAAAUAAGUCUGAGCCAAUAGUCGCUUGACAGUUUACAAUGUUAAACUGUUUACUUGUAUCAGGCCGAUGAAUGGCAUAUGGAGCUUUACUUAAUUUGUGUUUGGAUCGAAGACUUUGUUGCUUGACUUAUAAAACAAAAUUGAAAGAGUUUUUCUUUAAAAUAAAUUGUGUUUAACAGCCAUACUCUGACGUUACAUUUCAAUUUAAUUUAAGUUUGCUGAAAUCUUAUCAUUAAACAUGGCAACAUUUCCUGUGUCUUCUGGUGCUGAAGAACAUGUUGUGGAUAAAGAAUAUUGUUGUUCAAUCUGCGAAGAGCAUAAUACAGAGAUAAAUGCGACUUUUUACUGUAAAAAAUGCAAUAAAUUUUUCUGUGGACAAUGUAUUCACUCUCAUAGUAAGCAUGGUCUGUGGUUCAAUAAACAAUCUCCUUAUGGAAAGGAUAAAAUAAUGAAGUGGCCACUUUCUAAGAAAAUGGAGAAUUAUCUUUUAACAUGUGAUAUUCACAAAGAUGAACAAUUAACAAAGUUCUGCAAGGACCACAGUCGGCUAUGCUGCUAUACAUGUGUUGUCCUUGAUCACAGUCGGUGCACUCAGGUUAAAGUUUUCUCUGAAGUCAAAAGGCAGUCAUCAGAUGUAAAGAAAUUGUCAGUCAGAGUUUCUAAAACUCUUUCAAGAUUAAAGAAGCUCCAGAGUUAUAGGGAGGACAACAGGAGAUCUAUGCAGGGCUCCUAUGCUGAAUUUGAGCGAAACAAGGUGAAGACAAUGCGACUUAAUAUACAAUCUUUCUUAGUCCAAUGUGACGACACCUCCAUGAAUGAAACAUUUGAAACCAUGGAAUAUACAUUAGAUGAAAUUCGUCAGAAAGUAAAUUUAUUAUUAACAGAAUUUGAAAAUUGCUCUAUUAAAGAACAGAAAGAAAAGCUGAAACUUAAACAAGCUCCUCUCAUCAGUGUGAUCAAAACCUGCAUCAGACAUCAUGGUGAAUUGUUACCACUCCAUGAAGCCAUGCAGAAAGUGAAGUAUCAACCAGAACUCUCCUUAAUAGCCCAUUACAAAUGUCUGGACAAAAUACAACAGUGUGAAAUAUAUAUGAAUGAGAACUUUUCAGACGAGUUGUUCUCUGUGAAAGGGGUGUCUAAGUACAAAGUGAGAAUAUUUAGGGAUUCAAAUACAUGCUUGAUCAUUGCGGUAUGUGCUCUCCCAGAUGGGCAAGUCUUGGUUGCAGACUGGUUGAAUUACAAAGUCAAGCUGCUGAACCAGCAGUACCAGGUGGUGAGUCACUGGGGUGUGAAUGCCAGGGCAUGGGACAUGUGUCUCAUCACACCCAGUGAGGCUGCAGUGGCUUUGGGUGAUCAUGGGGUCCAGUUUAUCACUGUCACCCAGAGCAAGCUAGUUCCUGGCAGGAGGCUUCAGUUACAACAAGACUGUUAUGCUAUUGUCCACCACAAGGGAGACUUGUUCAUCUGCUCUAAAACUGCCCUGUACAAGUACUCACUGAGUGGGACACUGGUCUGCAGACUGUAUGAAGAUACAUCAGCUUCUGAUACAGUAUACAAGUGUGCUGUGAGUCCCACAGGAGACAGGCUGUACAUCACCAACCCUGAGCAGAACAAGCUUCUCACCCUGGCCAGGGAUGGCACACUCCUGGCUACAUUCACAGACCCAGCACUACGUAGCCCAUGUGGUCUACAUGUGACCCCUGCAGGCCAGGUGCUGGUCUGUGGAUGGGGGCCCUACACUAUACUACAGGUGGGCUGGGAGGGAGAGAGUAAGCUGGCUACGCUGGCUACACAGAAGGAUGGAGUGAGCUGGCCACAGUCAGUCUGCUACAGCAGCACCACAUCAUCCAUCAUUGUGGGACAAUAUCGGGACAACAUUGUGGUGUUCAGAGUGGAAUAGUGUGUACAUUUGCUGCUGACAGUCGGGACAACGAUGCUGAGGAUGUGGGGGACAAGCAUGACGCAGAAGGAGAGCACCAGCAUUGAUAUCGAGUUGGCCAAGCAACAGCACCAGUCCGACCUGCAGGAGCCCCUAUACAGAAUGAUCCUUUCCCUCCCCUGAUCCCUAGCUCCUCCCACUGGACCUCCGGCCUCAAAGGGUCAGCAUCGUUACACAAGUCUGUUCUGCAAUAAAUCCUCAGCACGUCAAGUUUUCACGCGCUGUUAUGAACAACCAAAAUGUCCGCGUCGAGAUUUCCCCAAGCAAGCCUGAGUAGUUUUGUUUAGCUCUAGUGCCCGAGUGGGAUGAGUGUUACAGAAGCGAGUCGUUAUAGCAGCACUUAUGGUAACGCUAACAGUGAACGCUAACAGUUAGUUCUCGCUGUGGACAUCACAAAGAAUCUCACGAAGAAUUAAACGUUGAAUAAUUUGUUUAAUUCUUUAUAAGACACAGGGUUCGCACAGGGCUUGAAAAGUGCUUGAAAACGAGUCCUAGGCUUGAAAAGCUCUUGAACAAAAGUUGGCCUUAAAAAAGUGCUUAAAAAGUGCUUAGUUCAUGUAAAAAAGCCUUGAAAAUGUUUAUUUCUGCUCAAAAUUACUUUUAUCAUGGCUUUAAUUAUAAACUUAAAUCGUUCUUAUGGGAAAUAUUACGAAAAUGUAUCAUAGAUUCCUUCGCGCAAAACGUUGAGUACGAAAUAUAAGUUUCGUACACUAUUGAGUACGAAAUGUUAUGUGUACAUGUCACAGAUUAUGUGUGCUACAUCAGAGGUUCUCCAUUGUGAUCAAUUUUUGCGAUUGAAAACGCAGCAAUGGGGAAGUGUCGUUUCAAACCAGGGUGGUUAACUGAAUAUUCCUGGGUACAGAAAACAAAUGACAUUCGAAAAGCACAUUGUUGGGUCUGUAUGAAGACCAUUGAUGUCGGGGGUAUGGGGGAAAGCGCUUUGAAAAGCCACAAGAAAGUGAAAACCCUCAAAGAAAACAUGAAAUUGAGAAGCAAACAGGGUUCCUGCAAUGUGUUUUUUGUUAAACAGGAAGGUACUAUUGUUAAAACUGUUAAAUCUAAAACAGACAUAAAAAACAACAGCCCAUCUGUGUCGAACCAGGAAGGCACCGCCACAUGCAGAGAGUGUGCAGAUAGAAGAUUCAAAUUCCAGGACCUUCGCAACUUUCAGCUGUAGUAUCAAACUCGCAGACAUCCAUAGACAAAUUCGUUUAAAAAAAAUGAUAUGUUGAACGCGAAAGUAUUGUGGGUAUUUAUACCGUUUGCACACAACCAUCCUUUAAUUCCAAUAAAAACAUUACAAAGUUUUUUCAAGUUGUGUUCCAUGACAGUACCAUAGCAAAGCAUAAUUAUGUGGCUGUUUUGGGGCUAGCUGAACAUUUCAAAACUGUACUUUAUAGUUCUAUAACUUAAAUAGUGGACAGUACUCAGUGUCUCAGUACUCAGUGUCUUUUGAUGAAAGUGUAAACAAGAAAGACCAAUCCAAGCAAAUGGAAAAGGCAUUUUUUUAAAGGAAACUAACGUACAGUUUAUGGACUUGAAAAUGAAUAUUUGGUCUUGGAAAGUCCUUGAAAAGUGCUUGAAUUUAGGUUUGAGAUUUCUGUUUGAACCAUGAGACAUCUAUAUAUUCAGCAAGGAACGAGAGCAAAUCAAGGAACAAUCGAAACGAUUCAUUCAGAAGUGUUUCUGCUGUAAAUAGUUAGGACAGUAGUAGUAUUACGGACUGUCCUCAGCGCACAAUUUAUUCAUGUGGUGCGCCUCAGACGCGAAUUCCGCCCAUUAUUGAAAACAAGUUGCUAAAAGUAAACACAUCCGGUUUUGUUACGAGCACUUUGCACUCCGAGCCAAAAGGGCAUUGCAUUGAAUUGAGACUAAAGAAGGCUUGAAAACAUGACCCCAGUUUUGUUGUAUGGUCCAGUACGCCCUUCGACUCUCAACCCGAAGUUUAUCAGAACUCAAACUCGGCCCUUAACAAUAUCCGCGAGGCCAGCAUAUCAGCUCAGCUUCUGAGCUUCAGCAAACACUUUAAGCCGCCAAGAUAAAAACAUCGUUGAAGUGAAAGUAGAUGACUAUCCUGACCCCUUCGCUUAAGUAAUUCAGCACAAAAACUUCUUGCGUCAGAGUAGCAAACCUCCAAACAUCUUCUCCCAUGUUGGCUACAUCAACACUUCUUACAGCGGAGCCUUGACGAGUUUGACUUCCAUCCCAGCAUCGACUUGUUCCUUAUUGCGACUGACCUCGAUAAGUUGCUCUCGAAUAAUGUGAACCUUAUGCCAGUAUGUGAUUGACGCCAUUUAACAACAGUUGCUGUUGAGAAUUCCCGGGUUUGAGGUGGCAACUUUGGCGUCAGGACUCUCUCCAUCUCUGUCUAUGGCCCGGUCAAAGCAGCAGCAGCAGCAAUAAGAACAACAAGUAGUAUCUGAGAGGUGCUCUGCUGGGAUACGGGGCUUCAUGUAUGUGCUUAAAGUGUCAUCCCAGAAUAGCCUGUGCAGAUUGCACAUACAUCAAGUACUAUUAAAGUGUCAUCCCAGAUUAGCCUGUGCAGACUGCACAUACAUAAUGUCCUAUUAAAGUGUCAUCUCAGAUUAGCAUGUGCAGACUGCACAUACAUUAAGUCCUAUUAAAGUGUCAUCCCAGAUUAGCCUGUGCAGACUGCACAUACAUUAAGUCCUAUCAAAGUGUCAUCCCAGAUAAGCCUGUGCUGACUGCACAUACAUUAAGCCCUAUUAAAGUGUCAUCCCAGAUAAGCCUGUGCAGACUGCACAUACAUUAAGACCUAUUAAAGUGUCAUCCCAGAUUAGCCUGUGCAGAUUGCACAUACAUUAAGUCCUAUUAAAGUGUCAUCCCAUAUAAGCCUGUGCAGUCUGCACAUACAUUAAGUACUAUUAAAGUGUCAUCUCAGAUUAGCCUGUGCAGAUUGCACAUACAUUAAGUCCUAUUUAAGUGUCAUCCCAGAUAAGCCUGUGCAGACUGCACAUACAUUAAGUACUAUUGUUUCCCAGAAUGUGGCUCAUAUAGUUCACUUAACAUCAGUAUUUUCCGUUGUCUGCCUGAUUGAGGAAAAGUUCAUAGCAUCAAAUGGGAAUUCUGUAUCUUUAUAUUGAUCAAACUUGGUAAAUGAAUGCAAAUAACACUGGAUUUAAUAUAAGUUUUAAUCUUAGUAUGUCAGGGCAUAGUUUGUCUAUUUUGCGGCCGAAAUUCAGCUCCUGAACCAAAAGUUUCUCCAUGCAUGAAAACACCCGCUUUUCUAUUCCAUUUUAGUAAAACAAUUAUUUAAAUGCUUUCAGUACAUUAUAAAAUUAUUGUCUUCAUUAUUUUUCGAUAUUUAUUUAAAUUCUUGGAAUCUGUUUUAAGAGCCGGUUCCCUCAGGACCCGAUGCACUGAUUAUGCACAUGUGACUCUUGUACGCAGCUGAACAACAGGCUCUCUGGUCAGCUGGACCCGAACGCCCAGGGAUUUUUUCUGGCCAAGUUUCAUGGGGCAAAUGCCCAAUGAGUUCUACCCGAAAGUGCAGCGUCUCUAGACCUGGGGCUCCAGACUGCCUUACUCAGGGGCCAAGAUUACUUUAUCUGCAAGAGGCCUUAUGCUCACAGGUUCCCCAAAUACAACUCAGCCACAACAUCCUAAUCGGACAACUUGUCAAUCAACAUGGAACAGUACCCUGAAAAUCACGACCAUCUAAAGAACUGUGCAACUGUGCCAAGCGUGACCCUUUAGAGAAAGGGGCUUCCAUGCCGAAGGUCAAAUUGUGGCCGUUGUUCAGUGUCAAGCGGAAUCCUAGCAACCAAGCCACGUCAGCACAGCAGCAAAAACAGUUUCAGCAGCAGUCGUAUACUAAACAUCAACAACAGUGGUGCAUAUGCAUUAAACUACGAGAGGUAUGAAUGCAAAUAUGUCUUAAACAAGUUGACUGCGUAAUGUGGCAUCAAAGUCUGCAAGGAGAAACCAUGCAAUUGAGGAAGCCAAGAAACCAUGUGAUAAUUUCAAGCAGCUUACCUACUCUUGAAACCCGGAUAGCAAAGCAUUGAGAUUGUUCUGGAAGCAUUUGUAGUCACAGCUCAUUAAGCAUCCCCCUGAAGCAGGACCCUCAGUCUACGGACGCCAAUUGACGAAAUAAAACUUGUCAUUCAGCAACACAGCCAGUUGCAGCAGUUGUUACCAUAUUGACCCCAGUCAAAACUAGGAGCUCAGAGAUAACACAGCAAGUUGCAGCAGUUGUUACCGUAUGGACCCCAGUCAAAACAAGGAGCUCAGAGAUAAAUACUUUUUAAGAUAGAUAUUCUCUACAUUCCUCAUGGUAAGCCAACACAGCCAGUUGCAGCAGUUGUUACCGUAUGACCCCCGUCAAAACUAGGAGCUCAGAGACAGUUGUUACCGUAUGACCCCAGUCAAAACUAAGAGCUCAGAGACAAUCAGCAACACAGCAAGUUGCAGCAGUUGUUACCAUAUUGACCCCAGUCAAAACUAAGAGCUCAGAGACAAUCAGCAACACAGACAGUUGCAGAAGUUGUUACCGUAUUGACCCCAGUCAAAACUAGGAGCUCAGAGACAAUCAGCAACACAGCAAGUUGCAGCAGUUGUUACCAUAUUGACCCCAGUCAAAACUAAGAGCUCAGAGACAAUCAGCAACACAGCAAGUUGCAGCAGUUGUUACCGUAUUGACCCCAGUCAAAACUAGGAGCUCAGAGACAAUCAGCAACACAGCAAGUUGCAGCAGUUGUUACCAUAUUGACCCCAGUCAAAACUAAGAGCUCAGAGACAAUCAGCAACACAGCCAGUUGCAGCAGUUGUUACCAUAUUGACCCCAGUCAAAACUAAGAGCUCAGAGACAAUCAGCAACACAGCCAGUUGCAGCAGUUGUUACCAUAUUGACCCCAGUCAAAACAAGGAGCUCAGAGACAAUCAGCAACACAGCCAGUUGCAGCAGUUGUUACCAUAGUGACCCCAGUUACAACUAGGAGCUCAGAGACAAUCAGCAACACAGCCAGCUGCAGCACUUGUUACCAAAUUGACCCCAGUUACAACUAGGAGCUCAGAGACAAUCAGCAACACAGCCAGUUGCAGCAGUUGUUACCGUAUGACCCCAGUCAAAACUAGGAGCUCAGAGAUAAAUACUGUUUAUAUAUAGAUAUUCUCUACAUUCCUCAUGGUAUGUUAAGCACAAACUCUGACAGAUCUCAUCUCUGAACUCUGUAACGGGCGAAAAAUAAAUGACCUUGUUCAGAAUGAAAUGGCAGAAUGACAAAGCACAACAAUUUAAGGGGAAACCAUAAAUUAAUGUGACCAGCAAAGAUGUGUUCAAAGCAAAACAAUAUGUCAUGUCUUUGGGGACUUUGAAUUUUGAUGGUGUCAUUCAUUAAACAUUGAAUAUUUUUGUUAAAUAUAGUUAAAUAUAAUGAUAUAAAGGAUAUUUGAUUAAGUCGUGUAUGUUAAUUAUUACUUUAAGCACAAAUAUAGCACGUCUAUCAAUAACUUAUGAAACUUGCACCUGAUAAUGAUAAAUGCAUGAAAAUUAAAUUGUACUUAAGACAUUAUUUCAUACGUUGAGCUUAAGAAAAUUGAAAGCUGUUUAAAUUAUGCUGGUAACAUUAUAUACAAAAUAUGUAUUGGAUUAUAUUCAUGUAAAAAACAAGUUUCAGUUUUCUGUUGUUACAUGCAAUAUAGAAGUAUUAUCAAGAAUCGUGUUAAGUAUGGCAGUAUUCGAAAUGAAUAUUCAUUAAAUAAAGACAAAAUCAUUUAAUCUUCUUUCAAUUGUCAAUUCUGUAUGUACUACUACUACCUUAUUUAUUUGACUUGAUAUGGUUUGUUAAAUUAUAAGAUAAUGCCUCUUUAUUUGGAAAGCUUUCAAUGUUUUGAAACUGAGUAUUUAAAAAUGAAUUAUUAAAAGAAUUAUGAAAAAUCAUGACUGAUGUCAAAGUUAUGUUUGAUUUUGCCAAUUUUGUGUUGAUAUUUAAUAUACAUGCUCAUAAGUGUUGACAUUUGUUUUUGAACAUAAUAGUUUUUUAUGUUUUAUAUCGUGUAUAUACACAUUUACAAGUCCAAAUUUUCAUCCUCUCAAUCACUCAGUAACUUUACCAACAAUAAAUGUUGGAUCUCUGUAUAUAGGUAAAUUGUGCAAUUGAUAUAUAGAGCAACUGCAACAAAUCAGUCAGUUACAAAUCAAGGCAGAGUGAUGUAAUAUGCUGGCAAUUGUUAAGUAGUGCAGUUGUCUCUUUUUGUUCUCAGGUUAGAGCAAUGUUGUUUGCUUCAAAAAUAAAAACACAGUCUCCCUUGUAAGAAAAUUAAUGUGUUCACAUCUCAACAUAACAAGUAAAUUCAUAGAGAAAAUCAAAUUAUUUACAUGAUAUACUCGACAAUUAGUCUAAUGGAAUUUGUAGAAUAAAAAAUAACAUGUAAUUAUGACGAUUAUAAGUGAAUGUUUGACACAAAAUGUCUCUUCAGAAAUGUGUAUAUUUUAAUGAUAAAUCUAUACAUUGUACUUGCUGUACUUUUUAUAGUAUAUUUUAUGAACGUGCAGCUGAUAAGUGAAUGUGACAAUUUACGAGUUAUGUUACAAUUUGUUACACGUUGACAUGGCCACAUAAGCUGUUAAUGGAGUGCAUUCACUGCGGCCAGUUUCCAGAAAUCUCCCAAUUAAAAAACACCAGAAAAUAUCUUAAGAUCAGAUAGUUUGGUUGUUGACAUUAGUUUUGAUUUAUUUAUUGAUUGUGUUAUGCCUUGUACUCUUAAUUUGUUAUCAAAUAUUUAAGUUUAUAUGACUUGAAGACACUUACAUGUUUAUUUUAUUGAUGUGUUUGUGCUGAUUUCUUGCAUUCUGAUUAAAGAAUAUUCAAGUGGAAAAAGAAUAUUAUUAUGCAUUGAAAGUGUGUUGUGAUUUCAAAAAAAAAUACUAUGAAAAUAUAGUUCAGUCGUUUGAUUACAAAGUUAUUACAAAGGUGAUCAAUUGCUCAUCAAGUGUAGGUGUUUGCAUACGGACAUAAUAUGUCUGUGCUUUAUAUGUAUAAAAUGUAGAUCCCCAUUUACCAGAACAUAUUUUGAUGUGCUUAAAUGUGCUAAUAGCCUGAUGAAAUUCGUGUUGACUAUGCGUUUUACAUUUUGCCAUUUUUAUUUAAAAAAUGAAAAACAAAUGAAUUGUCAGUGUAAAUAAAUACUGUAUUGUUGUUCAAUCAGUUAAACUAUUUCACUGUUUUCAUGCAUAUGUUCAAAUCAUUUUCAUUUUUGUUCAAUCUUUAAGAUGCAACGCUUGUGUAAUUUACUUUAUGAAACUUAUAUAUACACAAAAAUGUAGUACAGAUGUAUAUCAAAUGACUGCUGUGGGCUUGUGGUAAACAGAAAACCAUGCUUUAAAUUGAAAAACCUUGUUAUAUGCCAUGUUUUUCAUUUAAUAAUAUUAAAAGCACUCUUGAAAUUGAACUUCUUGAAAAUAUGUUUCAUUGUUUUGUAAAAAUAUCUUAAGUUAUCUAUUCUAAAUUAUCUAUUCUUAUAUAAGAAAUACAAAUUAAAAUUGGUUAUUGGAAAUAAGUCAAUUAAAAGUCAAGGGAUAAUGAUGUAAUGUACUUAAAAAUGUCAAAACUGCUAUUGUCUCUAUUUGUAUUCUAGAUAUGUUAUAUCCUUAAACAAACAAAUACAAUGUUGUCUCCUUGUUGAAUAGGUGUUGUGUACCUCUGAACAUGUCAAGUCAUUUACUUUAAGUAUUUUAAAUAAGUUCUCACUAUCUGCACCCGUAAGUCACUCAUGAAUUUUGUGUAAUAAACAUAGGAUAAAUA
Messenger RNA from Dreissena polymorpha, 9814 nucleotides. RefSeq lists its product as uncharacterized. Gene Ontology annotation, biological process: positive regulation of DNA-templated transcription. NCBI's taxonomy places the organism in Eukaryota, Metazoa, Mollusca, Bivalvia, Myida, Dreissenidae. The record is from RefSeq and is a predicted model, not a curated record. The transcript has 12 exons. Gene Ontology annotation, molecular function: zinc ion binding; ubiquitin-protein transferase activity. Gene Ontology annotation, cellular component: chromatin; nucleoplasm. Bases 348 to 2009 code for a protein of 553 amino acids.